Messenger RNA from Pseudonaja textilis, 1541 nucleotides. RefSeq names its product ligand dependent nuclear receptor interacting factor 1 (gene LRIF1). Gene Ontology annotation, molecular function: nuclear retinoic acid receptor binding. Gene Ontology annotation, biological process: regulation of DNA-templated transcription. NCBI's taxonomy places the organism in Eukaryota, Metazoa, Chordata, Lepidosauria, Squamata, Elapidae. The record is from RefSeq and is a predicted model, not a curated record.
UUAUAUGCUUACAAUGUGUGCCUGGUCCCAGUUUGUGAUCUCAAGGAAUGAAAACAAUACUCUAAAUUUGAAAGCAUUUCUAUUAUGUUGGAGAAAAUAACCCUAGACUUUCUAUUGCCUGAUUGAUUGAAUAAUCAAUCAAUUCCAUUCCAUGUAUAUCCCAUUGCUUCAAAUGAUUCCACCUUUAUUAUUCUAUCUAGAACAGUAUUACAGAUUGUGUAUAUCGAGUAGUUGAAAUGACUGGGUUGGAUGGAAAAAAAGUUUUGAAAUUGCUUCCAGCUUCUAAACCUUUAAAUAACUUGAAGCCUCUGGUUCAGUCUCCAGUUGUGUCUCAUGCUGUUAAAGGAAACGUUUCACUAUCUGUUCAUGAUUAUGUGAAGCCUUCAUUUGCAAGUACUGUUACAUCUACUGCUGCUAAAAUCUCUAAAUUAAAGACCAUUGCACCCAGUCGUUUAAUUUUAUCGAAGCCUUUAAAUCAAUUAGAACAAGUUAAUGCAACUUUUGUUGUAAAACAAAAUCCAAUUACAUCAACAGUUUUUGGCAUUCAGAGUAGUUAUUCAGCUGAUAGAUCAUCCUUGCAGAAAUCUGUUGUACCAGUUUGUUUGUACACAAGCACAGCAGUUGUGAAAAUAGAAAAUAUUCCACUUUCCAUGAAACUGCCAAUGUUACCUUCUGGCCAACAUCUUCAAAUACCUGCUCAUGCUAAAGUUAAAACUCUUUCAGUUUCUGUUUUGUCACCAGUAAUUCAGGACAAAAUCCUGGCUAUAGCUACAGCCUCAAAUACUUCAGGGACAGGUGAAAAUACCAAUGCACCAACCAUCUCUGCAUCACCAGUAAAUACAGUAAAAAUGCCUGCUUCAGAAUCAUUGGAAACAAAAUCAGUGGAAGAAGAAUCUAGUUCUUUAUUACUGGCAACACCACAGAAGGUUGUCAAUAGCUCUGCUAUGCAAGUAUCAACCUUGGGUAGUGUGGAAAAUAAGAUGAGACCUAUCAAAUGACUUGUUCAAGAAAACCAGUCAUCAACAUCCUACCUUGUCCCUGUAAAAUCAUCUAACAAAGUGGCAUCUAAGCUCUUAAAAACAUUGACUGAUAUGAAAAAUACUGAAAACAAUUCUACCAGUAUCUUGCCUAUUUGUUCUAGCAGCCUCCAUGAAAGUCAUGCAAAAAUGCCUUCUAUAAAAGACAAUGCUCUAGUAAUGUGCAACAGAAAGGUGUAUUUACUGACUAAAAAGGAAGCUAAUAUUUUAUCAACACUCAAGCCUAGCAAGCAACAAAGCACAAAUGUCCAAAAACAAACUUCAGAACUAAUUAGCUCAAUUACAGAUAAUACCAUAACUAAUCAGGUUAUCAAUCUUGUAUUAUCAAAAAAUAAAAGGAUUGCAUCUAAUGUGAAAGAACCUAAAUUCAGUGACAAUACAAUACCGUAUCCAGAAUCUGAUGUAAAUAAGGAUUUUAAAACAAUCGACACCUUCUGGCUCACCACAUGACAAUCUUCAAAUAAGCAGCAUCGGCCAACAUGAAGCGGUGUCUUCAGAGAGGAG